Symbiodinium sp. CCMP2456 is the source of this 1275-nucleotide messenger RNA. NCBI's taxonomy places the organism in Eukaryota, Dinophyceae, Suessiales, Symbiodiniaceae. The record is from the annotation of a GenBank genome assembly.
AUGGCGUUGAUGCUUCACUCUGGUGUGGCGCUACCCCAGGACAGCAUCUCUCAGCCCUUCAGGCCGAUUCCUCGCAGUGGUGCUGACCCAGAGGCAAAUCGCCGGUCCAAGUCGCAUCCUUCGCAGGCUUUCCGCAGGGCUCCAUCCGAGUCGCAGCCUCGUGCACGGUCGGAGGAGGGCCCUGCUGCAAGCCCCGACUCAUGGGAUGAGGAUGAAGAUGAAGAGGAAGACGUGGACUCCGAGAAUGCUCAGACCUCGGCUGCUUUGCUUUGGGCACAACAACUCCAGGUAUCUCAGGAGUCGGAGACCGAGCCGAUCCGGGCGCAAGACCGGAACCAGGCCCCAAUGCCCGACAUGCGGCGACUGGGAGAGGAAGCCAGACGUGGCCCGCAGCGUCAGGCUGGCCCUCACUCUGGCGUGCCGUCUCCCGUCAGUCUCCAAGCAUGGUUCGAGGAGCUUGCCCAGAACCGAACGCCCACAGAGAACUACAUGGAUCAGGACCCGACAGCCACAGCAUCCGGCCUGCCUCACUGGUUCAUCCCUGGCCACGCUGGGGCUCCGAUGGACACAUCCGGCGUGCAGCAACUGACACCCACUCAGACCUUGCGGGCUAUCCAUCCCACUGCACGUGACCGUCGGCAGGGCCGCCGCUCUGUCAGUGCGCCGCGGCUGUCCCGAGGUCACCAUGUACCUCCAGAACGACGUAAUCCCCUUCCUGUGCGCCGAUCGAACAUGCCCAACAACUUAUUGGACUUCCGCUCCAUCCGGGUCUUUUCACCGCUGACGCCACUGGCCCGGGAAAUGCAGAUGUUUCAUCGGGCGACCGGUGCUCAGGUCUCGGCCCGGCCUGCAGCCGAGCAGGUGUUCACCAUGGAGAGGCUGCGGGAGAUUACCGCAGAGCGCCUUCGAAUGAUGCAGGGUGGGCCCUUUGCCAUGAGCGCCUUUGCGGGAGCCCCGGCCCCGGCUCCCUGGCCCGGCCAGCGGGGCCUCGGCCUCUCACCCGAAGAGCUUCUGACGGUGCGGACUGUCUGGAAGGUGAGCCGCGAGUCCGAGCUUUGCACUGACUUCGACUGCUGUGCCAUUUGCUUGGACGGAAGCGACGACAAGCGCGAGCUGAUUGCCUUGCCUUGUGAGCAUGUGUUCUGUGCAGACUGCUUGUGCACAUGGCUGGCCCGCAAUCCAACUUGCGUCUUAUGCAAGAAAGACAUGCGACUCGCUGUGGCUAAGCUACGGCGAUGGCACAGAACCUCUGGCGAAGACAGUGCUCAGACCUAG